AUGGUAGUCGAUGCGGCUUCGGAGCAGCCGGCGCCGGCCGAGCUGUGGAGACACUCCGAUCCAGAUAGCACGCCGAUGGCCAGGUUCAUGCGCCAUGUCAACUCAAAGUAUGGACUCAGCCUGAGUGACUAUCCGACCCUAUACAGGUGCGCCGUCCUCGAUCGUCUGACCCAGAUCGGCCCCAAGGUUCUCUUCGCCGAUAAUGGCAUGCUAUACAACGGAAAAGAAUGGCCAAAAGCAAACAACAUCCGGCCUAUCGACGAACCUGACCUAGAUCUCUCCCACCUCGAGGCAAUCUACUCUACCGCUUCACCCCUACCGCCAUCGACGUUCAGCUUCGUCUAUUCAGCCUUUCCCAAACACAUCAACCUGGCUUCCAUCACUGGUGGAACAGAUAUCAUAUCCCUCUUCGGCGCCCCCUGUCCCCUCUUGCCCGUCCGGGUCGGCGAGAUUCAGUGUGCCGGGCUCGGGAUGGCCAUCUCGGUCGUCGACUCGGCAAGCGACCCCGAUAGCCCGCAGCCCGUCUCGCCGCCGGGCAGCGCCGGCGACUUGGUCUGCACGAAGCCGUUCCCCUGCCAGCCGCUGACGUUCUUCGGGGAGGGUGGCGACGACAAGUACCGGGCCGCCUACUUCGAGCGCUUCCCGGGCCUGUGGCAUCAUGGCGACUUUGUGCGUAUGGAUCCCCAGACGGGUGGCCUGGUGAUGCUCGGCCGGUCCGAUGGCGUGCUCAAGCCGUCGGGGGUCCGAUUCGGCAGUGCUGAGAUCUACAAUAUCUUGACGCGCUUCUUCGCCGCUGAGGUGGAGGAUGCGGUCUGUGUUGGGCGACGAAGGGAGACGGACCGCGACGAGACGGUGUGUCUGUUCGUCGUAAUGUGUGCCGGGAAGCAGUUCGACGAUGGGCUAAGGGAUAAGAUUAAGGGGGUUAUCCGGAAGGAGUUGAGCCCCAGACAUGUGCCGCCCGUAGUAGAGGAGUGUGGAGGCGGUGUGCCAAAGACCGGCAAUGGAAAGAAGAUUGAGGUUGCGGUCAAACAAAUACUUUCUGGCAUGAAUGUGAGGACUAACGCCAGUGUUGCGAAUCCCGAGGCCCUGGACUGGCUUAGACAAUGGGCAAAGGCAAACCCAUAG
Phaeoacremonium minimum UCRPA7 is the source of this 1125-nucleotide messenger RNA. Its product is annotated as putative acetoacetate- ligase protein. Gene Ontology annotation, molecular function: acetoacetate-CoA ligase activity. The transcript has 4 exons. The record is from RefSeq and is a predicted model, not a curated record. Gene Ontology annotation, cellular component: cytosol. Lineage: Eukaryota; Fungi; Ascomycota; Sordariomycetes; Togniniales; Togniniaceae. Bases 1 to 1125 code for a protein of 374 amino acids.